AAAAAUGGUGCUUAAAUAAAGUACUACUCCACCGCAGCUUUAGACCAUAAAAUUUCAACCCUAAUUUCACAAACUCUAAUUUAGUUCUCUCCUCUUCAUUUGGAGGUCAUUUGUGGCCCUAGUUUCACUGAUUUUAUGUGAAAUUUACUUAAAAUUUGAGGCCAUUUCCUAGCCCUGAUUUGACAACUUUCUAUGCAAUUUGUGGCCGUUUCUUAGCUCUAAUUUCACUGGUUUGUGCAACUUCAUCUGAUAUUGAAGCCAUUUUCUGAACCUAAAUUUGCAAGUUUCUGCAAUUUGAUCUCUGCAACUGAAGCCCUCUGGUAAGCCUAAGUUCGUCGUUGCUGUAAAAGGAGCUCAGAUAAGGGACCUCUGUGAUUAAAGAUCGGAGUUUUUAUUCUAAUUGAGACAGGCCUGCAACUUCUUCUUUGAAUCUGCUUUUCUCUCCUCGAUAAUGGCGGUUUCUCUUGGUCUCUUCGGCGUCACUAAAGGGCCUAGGGUUUCUACUCCUGCGUUUGAGUCAUUUCAGAGUGUGAACUCUGGUAAAUUGGUCGUUGGAGCGAGGACCUCUGUAUCUGUGCGGUGCCAUGGAAGUGAUACAGCAGCUGCUUCUGUUCAAUCUGCUUUCGAUACGAAGAUUUUCAGGAAGAAUUUAACGAGGGGUGAGAACUACCAUCGCAAAGGAUUCGGGCGCAAGGAGGAAACCCUAGAGCUCAUGAACAAGGAGUACACCAGUGAUGUGAUCAAAACACUAAAGGAGAAUAACAAUGAAUAUACGUGGGGCAAUGUGACCAUCAAGUUGGCUGAAUCAUAUGGUUUUUGCUGGGGAGUCGAACGAGCAGUUCAAAUUGCAUAUGAAGCAAGGAAACAAUUCCCUCAUGAGAGAAUAUGGGUCACCAAUGAAAUUAUACAUAAUCCUACUGUGAACAAGAGGCUCGAGGAGAUGGAAGUCAAAAACAUUCCUAUCAAAAAUGGGAAGAAACAAUUUGAUGUUGUGGAGAAGGGAGAUGUUGUCAUCUUACCUGCCUUUGGAGCUGGUGUUGAUGAGAUGUUAGCUCUUAGCGAGAAGAACGUACAGAUAGUGGACACAACCUGCCCAUGGGUGUCCAAGGUAUGGAACAUGGUUGAGAGACACAAGAAAGAUGACUAUACUUCUAUCAUUCAUGGCAAAUAUACUCAUGAGGAGACUGUUGCUACAGCCUCUUUUGCUGGGAAGUACAUCAUUGUGAAGAAUAUUGCACAGACAAUGUAUGUCUGUGAUUACAUCCUCAAUGGUCAGCUGGAUGGUUCUAGUGGAACAAAAGAGGAAUUCAUUGAGAAAUUUAAGGAUGCAGUUUCUCCAGGGUUCGAUCCAGAUAGAGACUUGUGUAAAGUGGGCAUUGCUAACCAAACUACAAUGCUUAAGGGAGAAACUGAGGAGAUCGGAAAACUGGUUGAGAAGGUUAUGAUGCGGAAGUAUGGAGUGGAAAAUAUCAAUGAGCACUUUGUUGCCUUCAAUACCAUCUGCGAUGCUACACAGGAGAGACAAGAUGCAAUGUAUGGCUUGGUGAAGGAGAAACUUGAUCUCAUGCUUGUGAUUGGAGGAUGGAACUCCAGUAACACUUCCCAUCUACAAGAAAUUGCGGAGGAGAAAAUCCCAUCUUAUUGGAUUGACAGUGAAAAGAGAAUAGGACCAGGAAACCGAAUAUUGUAUAAGUUGAACCAUGGUGAAUUGGUCGAGAAAGAGAACUGGUUGCCUGAGGGUCCGAUCACUAUUGGUGUUACAUCUGGGGCAUCCACGCCUGAUAAGGUUGUGGAGGAUGUUCUUACCAAAGUUUUCGACAUCAAAAGAGAAGAACUUCUGCAAUUAGCCAAGGUAUAAAAUCAGAGAACCCCAGUAAACUAAGUGGUUACAUGUAAAAUCUGUCUCUAUGGCUAUGUAAAAGUUCAUCGUAACCUAAACCAUGUACUGUAACGAAAGUGUGCCUUGUAUUUUUGGGCUGGUGGGGAAAUGAUGUAAUAUCUAAUAAUAUUUGCGAUGGUUUAGAGGCUACAUAUGUUGCAUCCGGAGGAAAGCUCAUUGGAUCAUCAAAUAUUUGUAUUAGAAGCUCUAUAAGUAUUAUAGUUUCAAAGCCUAA
Messenger RNA from Amborella trichopoda, 2114 nucleotides. RefSeq names its product 4-hydroxy-3-methylbut-2-enyl diphosphate reductase (gene HDR). Gene Ontology annotation, molecular function: metal ion binding; 4-hydroxy-3-methylbut-2-enyl diphosphate reductase activity. The record is from RefSeq and is a predicted model, not a curated record. Gene Ontology annotation, biological process: isopentenyl diphosphate biosynthetic process, methylerythritol phosphate pathway; dimethylallyl diphosphate biosynthetic process. Lineage: Eukaryota; Viridiplantae; Streptophyta; Magnoliopsida; Amborellales; Amborellaceae.